CACUUCUCCCUCAGAAAGCGGCCAGCAUAAAACACACGGCCACCAGUUGAAUAGAAAGAUUCGUCCAGGGACUGUAGGCGACUAAAACGGGAGACAGAAGACCAUAGAAAUGACGACAGUGGGUGUGAAAGCUGACCCCCUCGAUGGGACCCUCCCCCUCCGCAUCCCGAGUUAUUCCUACCAGUACCCGACGUUCCGUUCCGUGCAACUAGCCGCGGUGAAAGAGGGGUUAUAUCAUCCCCGUCUCCCCACGUUUAGGCGCAUGGAUAUGGACACGGCUGCCCACAAACUAUCUGAGGAACACUGUCGGACAACCACCACAUGCGGACCAGUCGAUUUCCGACGUGCCACGACGACACAUUUCAUGCCACCAGAAAACAAACUUUCCACAUUGAAUGUCACACAGACUGGCCGAGAUAUCCACAGAUAUUACACAACACCAGAAGAACUGAAGACAACGCGAAAAGACUGGUCUGACUUCCUAAACAAGUCUCCUGAAAGAUACAACAUCAACUUACCAGAUUUACCGUCAAACAAAGAUUUAGCUUUCCAAGGUUACGCUGUUCGUUACUUAAAACCUGAAGUGACAGGUUCUUGGAAGUGCGCGGUACCGGGAUACGUAUCCGCAGUACAGCCGCAACAUCGCGACAGAAGCCUGGCGCUAGGUUACACCCAUCUCUACGGAUCACGAAUUGGCUGCGAAGUCUGCGAGAACUUCAAAUAUCCCCAAAAUAUGGACAGCCGUCAAAUCAGAGACAAUUAUUACAAAACUAUUUAUAAAAAGCACAUCUGUGAUCAUGAGAAAGAAGUAUUCUAGUAUUUAUUUUAUUGAUAAAGUUAUGUAUUAAAAAUGUGACAUUGUACUCUUUAAACUAUUUUCACGUGUCUGUCACAAUAUUGUCCUAGGAUGUUUUCUGGUCCAUCAUGGUCACAACCAGGAAGGUCAAUUGCUAUUUUGUCACAGCGUUUAUUCAGUCAGUUACUACUUUGACUGACAGUGCAUUUUCAAUUCCAUCUGCAUGGUUCUCAAGUGAAACCUACGUUAAAAAAGAGGUUCAUAUUUUGAUCCGAUAACAAUGUAUGUUUUUUCUCUGGUUGAUGUCACCAAGGCUAUAGUUGAUUGUUUUAUAUUCUCGUUUCUAGGCCUAUCAGACAAAGACACAUUAUUUCAUUGCAUUUCUGACAACAGACAACGCGAUAUCCUUCGUCAAAAUCCCACCUUGUUUUCGUCUUCGGAUCAAAAUAUGAACCUCUCUAUUUUGAGUGAGGACCUGGUCGUUCUGGGCUUGGUUUUACCAGAGUCUUUUUCUGGUUAUACUAACGCGAAAAAUGAAAUGAUCUUCAAAUCCUUUUAUAGUAUGGAUACUGUGAUAUCCGCAUUUGCACUGUAAAUAAUUUGUGUUAAUGU
Lineus longissimus is the source of this 1408-nucleotide messenger RNA. RefSeq names its product sperm microtubule inner protein 8-like. The coding region runs from base 110 to 817 and encodes 235 amino acids. NCBI's taxonomy places the organism in Eukaryota, Metazoa, Nemertea, Pilidiophora, Heteronemertea, Lineidae. The transcript is spliced from 6 exons. The record is from RefSeq and is a predicted model, not a curated record.